This is a messenger RNA of Salmo salar (Atlantic salmon), 756 nucleotides long. Its product is annotated as anaphase-promoting complex subunit 11. Gene Ontology annotation, biological process: anaphase-promoting complex-dependent catabolic process. Gene Ontology annotation, molecular function: zinc ion binding; cullin family protein binding; ubiquitin protein ligase activity. Gene Ontology annotation, cellular component: anaphase-promoting complex. NCBI's taxonomy places the organism in Eukaryota, Metazoa, Chordata, Actinopteri, Salmoniformes, Salmonidae. The record is from RefSeq and is a predicted model, not a curated record.
UUAUCAGCCAUGGUGGCACUUGUCGUGUUAGAGAUCACCAAAUAAUUGGAAAAUUAACUUUAAUAAUUACGUUUUUGCCAGCAAAAUGUAGCCGCUUUCCUCCGUGCUAAUCAAUGGCGAAUAGCUCUAGUUUGAGUGACGUGAGUGGGCUUAACAAAUAAUUGUAGGAAGUGACGUAAAUGCAGGCGUACUACCAUUUCCGUUCGAUUUAGCGCGUCUUUCACGACCAACGUCCUCUCUGCUGUUGUAUUGUGCCUCUAGCCAGCAUUGCAAUCAUAAAGGUUCACGGGAGAUGAAGGUUAAAAUCAAGCAGUGGAACGGCGUGGCAUCCUGGCUGUGGAUGGCCAAUGAUGAGAACUGUGGGAUCUGCAGAAUGUCUUUUAAUGGCUGCUGCCCAGACUGUAAGGUUCCUGGAGAUGACUGCCCAUUGGUCUGGGGCCAGUGCUCCCACUGCUUCCACAUGCACUGCAUCCUCAAAUGGCUCAACUCCCAGCAGGUCCAGCAGCAGUGCCCCAUGUGUCGGCAGGAGUGGAAGUUCAAAGAAUGAGCUCAUCCGGAGAACAUCACUUGAAUGCCUUUCAAAGACUGAGACGUCACAAUCAGAGGAUUCUAGUGUUUUGGAAUAAAUAUGCUUCUGUUUUUUGUUGUACAUUUCCAGCUACUUUGUUUUUCUCUGAGGCUGUCAUUGUUUGUAUUAUGUGGAGGGGUGUGUGAAUAACAAAUGUGAAUAAAUAUGUGAUUAGGAUUUAAUCUUGA